This is a messenger RNA of Serendipita indica DSM 11827, 1065 nucleotides long. Lineage: Eukaryota; Fungi; Basidiomycota; Agaricomycetes; Sebacinales; Serendipitaceae. The record is from the annotation of a GenBank genome assembly.
AUGUCCUCCACGCCAAUGGUCAUUCUCGAGCCUGAAGGAUUGUACACUUCGACAGACAUUGAGCAGACGAUUCUCUCCCAAUCUCUCUCCAAUGCGCCAUUCGAGAUCUAUCAGGCGAAUCUCGGCGAGGACAAGCCGUAUAGUGACCUCCCACUCGAUCUCCGCCAGCGCGUCAGCGGAUUAUUCGUAUUCAGACACUGGAUGAGCAGAGAAGAUGUGUCUUUGUUUCCGAAUCUCAAAGUAGUCCUACGGAUGGGCGUCGGAUACGAUCGUCUCGACCGCGUCGCAUUGGACGAGCGCAGGGUGAUUGUUUGUAAUUGUCCAGACUAUGGGACGACAGAAGUCGCCGACCAUGCGAUUGCACUCGCACUUUCCCUUCGACGCGGUAUACUCUUGCACCACGAUCUUCAACGCCCAUUCACGAACCCAUCAUUUUCUUCCUCAUUCUGGGCUCAUAUUCACCAUCCACUCGUCCAACGACCCUCUGCGAACCGCACAUUCGGCAUCCUUGGUCUCGGACGUAUAGGAACGGCCACCGCCCUCCGUGCCAAAGCCUUUUGCUGGAGCUCAAUCAUUUUCUACGACCCAUACGUUCCAGCAGGAGUCGAACGCGCACUAGGCAUCCAACGUGUUCGAACGGCGGAAGAGUUGUUCGAAAGGAGCGAUACGUUGAGCGUACAUUGUCCACUCACACGCGAGACGAAAUACAUGGUCAACAAGAACCUAGUAUCUCGGAUGAAGGAUGGGAGCGUACUUGUCAACACCGCACGUGGACGCAUCGUCGACCUUGAUGCCCUCUACGAGAACCUCAAGAAUGGCAAGCUCGCUGGUGUUGGGCUAGACACACUCCCUGACGAGCCAAUGUUUGACGACAUUACCCAUCCGCUCGUCAAGGCGUACCGUGAUGGAGAAGAAUGGUUAAAAGGUCGAAUGGUCGUCACCCCGCAUGCCGGGUUCUAUUCACCAGAGAGUUGGGAGGAUAUUCGGACUCUGAGCUGCGAAACAAUGAGGGAUGUGCUAUUGGAUGGAACGAUGCGGAACGUUAUCAAGGUCACGGACGAGUAA